AUGUCCACACCUGAGCAACGUUGUUGGCUGGCGACCUUGCUGGUCCUCUUGAGUCAGCCUGGUGCGCUCCAGGGAUUCGGAAUCAAUCUCAUGAAGGUUCAAAGUGACGACAAGGCGCCGGAAGCAUGCAUCCUCGCUUUGCUCCGGAAGUAUUUCGAUUCCGGAGACGGACUUUCCGGCUCGGUACUGUGCUUUAAUCGGAACUACCAGUUGCCAAAUAUUCAAGAUCAGCUCCUAAGAGGUAUGAAUACCUAUGCGAAUCAUCCUUGGAGCCUCUUGAUAACGAACUCCAGGGAGGAUCCUUCGUCAUACAAGUUUGUCAUGAGCGAAAAGCCGCAGUGCUAUUUCCUAAUUGUCGAGAGUUUGGACGACGAAGAUCUUGAUGAGAUAUUCGAGCACUGGAAGAGCAUGGUCAACUGGAAUCCCCUGGCCCAAUUCGUGGUCUACUUGGCCAGUUUGGAGGAAACGGAUGAGGAAAUGACUGACCUAAUGGUGGAAGUGCUUCUCACCUUCAUGAACAAGAAGAUAUUCAAUGUGAAUGUGAUCGGGCAGAGCGAGGAAACCGAGUUCUUCUAUGGAAAAACCGUGUUUCCCUAUCAUCCGGAUAAUAACUGUGGAAAUCGCGUGAUAUCUGUUGAACUACUAGAUGCAUGCGAUUAUCCGGGCGAAGAAAAGGAAAGUACUGAUGAAGAAUCUGGAGAGGGGGAAGAAGGUGGAAGCCAGGAGGAUGAGACUGAAAAUGAAAAUAGCCAGGAAAAUAAUGAUGAUCAAGAAAAACCAAGUGAAGAUGAUGAAAACAAGAGUGCAGAUACAAAUGAAGAUCAAAACUCCCAAGCUGAAGAGAAAGAAAGUGGUGAUGAAAAUUCAGAUGAAAAGGAAGAUACUGUCGUAACUGAUGAGUCGGCUGAAAAUGAUAGUUCAAACAGUUCCAACACUUCAGAACCGGAGGCCACAAUCGAGGAGUUCUAUCGCGCCAAGUUUGAGGACAAAUUCCCUCGAGAUCUCAGUGGCUGUCCUCUAACCGCCUCCUUCCGUCCUUGGGAACCAUAUAUAUUUCGCAACAGUGAGGAGGAGCCCGUCGAGGACUACUACUAUGGGUUACAAGGUGAUGGAGAUGACUACAACGAGACCUCCCCCAGUUAUGGGGAGUCGGAGGACGAGAGCUACGGUGAUCCGGAGGAAGAGGGUGGCAACACCAUCUCAGACUCUGAAACUCAGUCCGGAGCAAAGGCCAAGCUGAGUGGCAUCGAGUACCAAAUGGUGCAGACCAUCGCCGAGCGAUUGCAUGUAAACAUCGAAAUGCAGAGCGAGAACAGCAAUUUGUACCAUCUCUUUCAGCAGCUUAUCGAUGGAGAGAUCGAGAUGAUUGUGGGAGGAAUAGAUGAGGAUCCGAGCAUCAGCCAGUUCGUGUCUAGUUCCAUACCCUAUCACCAGGAUGAACUCACGUGGUGUGUGGCAAGGGCAAAGCGGAGGCAUGGUUUCUUCAACUUUGUGGCCACUUUCAAUGCGGAUGCGGGAUUCCUGAUCGGACUUUUUGUGGUCACAUGUUCUCUGGUGGUUUUGGUGGCUCAACGCGUCUCUGGCUUCCGACUGCGGAAUCUCAAUGGAUAUUUUCCCAUCUGCCUGAGGGUUCUGGGAAUCUUGCUCAACCAGGCCAUUCCGGCUCAAAACUUUCCCAUAACUUUGAGACAACUAUUUGCUCUGUCUUUUCUGAUGGGAUUCUUCUUCAGCAACACGUACCAGAGUUUUCUGAUCAGCACACUGACCACGCCACGGAGUUCCUACCAGAUUCAGACUCUGGAGGAGAUCUACAGUAACCGGAUGACCAUCAUGGGCACCUCCGAUCAUGUGAGACACCUUAAUAAGGAGGGGGAGAUCUUCAAAUAUAUUCGAGAAAAGUUUCAGAUGUGCUAUAACUUGGUGGAAUGCCUCAAUGACGCCGCUCAAAACGAACACAUCGCAGUGGCCGUAUCUCGACAGCACUCCUUCUAUAAUCCUCGAAUCCAAAGGGAUCGACUUUUCUGCUUCGAUCGACGAGAAUCCCUGUAUGUUUAUCUAGUGACCAUGCUGCUGCCGAAGAAGUACCAUCUCCUGCACCAGAUAAACCCGGUGAUCCAGCACAUCAUUGAAUCGGGUCAUAUGCAAAAGUGGGCCCGAGAUCUAGAUAUGCGACGCAUGAUCCAUGAGGAGAUUACAAAGGUGCGUGAGGAUCCCUUCAAGGCCCUUACUUUCGAUCAGUUUCGAGGAGCCAUCGCUUUUUCUGGGGGGCUUUUGCUGGUUGCCACUUGCGUCUUUGCCAUAGAGUUGUGCUACUUUUAUUUUUACCGAUCUAAAAGGAAAAGGAUUCGUAGAGUACAACGAGGACAAGCAGACAAUAGAAACAAUAAAUAA
Messenger RNA from Drosophila biarmipes, 2391 nucleotides. RefSeq lists its product as uncharacterized. Bases 1 to 2391 code for a protein of 796 amino acids. NCBI's taxonomy places the organism in Eukaryota, Metazoa, Arthropoda, Insecta, Diptera, Drosophilidae. The record is from RefSeq and is a predicted model, not a curated record. The transcript is spliced from 4 exons.